Messenger RNA from Durotheca rogersii, 2232 nucleotides. Its product is annotated as CTP synthase. Lineage: Eukaryota; Fungi; Ascomycota; Sordariomycetes; Xylariales; Xylariaceae. The coding region runs from base 366 to 2096 and encodes 576 amino acids. The transcript has 12 exons. Gene Ontology annotation, biological process: pyrimidine nucleobase biosynthetic process; CTP biosynthetic process. Gene Ontology annotation, cellular component: cytoophidium; cytoplasm. The record is from RefSeq and is a predicted model, not a curated record. Gene Ontology annotation, molecular function: CTP synthase activity; identical protein binding.
CGGACAUUCAAUCGCGGGGCAUUAGGGAAACUUUUUCUUUAAUAGCGUACUGUGAAUUGUUUGUAAUGGAGCUUUUAUUGCUGUCAAAUUGUGUUCUUGUUAAUAAACCUCCUCCCCUUUGGCUGUCCCGUUCUCGGUCGGAGCCUAUAAAAGUCUCUGCUUCUUUGCAAGUUUCAUACACGAUACCAACUCUUCUACAGACGACGACACAACCGCCCUUCUCUACAGUUCGAGAGCUCAAGACCCGAGGGGGAAAACCCCCACAUGCCAAGGGGGCAGUUUCGCGUCGAUUCCUAAAUCAAUAGUCCAGGUCCGCGUUGCCCCUCGAUCUAUAUUUACCCCAGCUCCUACUCCUCGUCGUCGCGAUGAAGUACGUGCUGGUUAGCGGAGGCGUUAUAAGCGGCAUUGGAAAGGGCAUCAUAGCCUCUUCUGCCGGCCUGCUCCUGAAGACCACCGGACUUAAAGUUACGGCAAUUAAGAUCGACCCAUAUCUGAAUGUUGAUGCCGGUACUCUGGGGCCACUCGAGCAUGGCGAAUGUUUUGUACUCAAGGAUGGGGGCGAGUCGGAUCUAGAUCUCGGGAACUAUGAGCGUUACCUCAACCUCAACCUCACGAAUGAGAAUAAUAUAACAACUGGGAGGAUAUACAAGGCUGUCAUCGAACGGGAACGGAGAGGGGACUAUAUAGGACGCACCGUCCAGGUCGUUCCUCACAUUACGGAUGCCAUCCAAGACUGGAUUCAACGAGUGGCCAAGAUACCCGUCGAUGAUAGCGGAGAGGAGCCCGAUGUCUGCAUCAUUGAAUUAGGCGGCACAGUUGGCGAUAUUGAAAGCAUGCCAUUUGUUGAGGCAUUGACCUAUUUCCGGUACAAGGUUGGCAAGGGGAACAUGGUCAACAUCCAUGUCUCCUAUGUGCCUAUCAUCCACGGGGAGGAGAAGACCAAGCCCACGCAACACGCUAUCAAGCAGAUGCGGAGCGCUGGCUUGAUACCAGAUUUGAUUGCAUGUCGCUGCGAACGUCCGCUCAACACGGUCACAACGCAGAAGAUUGCCCGAAGUUGCCAGGUCGAGUUUGAGCAAGUUGUCACAGUCCGAGAUAUAGAGACGAUUUAUCAAGUACCUCUCCUCCUCGAGGAGCAGGGCCUCCUUGACCGGCUCCGUGAGGCGCUAAUGCUGGAUCAAUUGCCGCUCUCGGAGCCCUUAGUCCGCAAAGGCUCAAACCUGUGGGAACUGUGGAAGAAGACGGUCGUGUCAAAACCCUACCUGGACCCGGUGAACAUUGCUUUGGUUGGAAAGUAUAUCGCACUCCCCGAUAGUUACCUAUCCGUAAUCAAGGCACUAGAGCAUUCAGCCAUGCGAUGUAAUCGUAAACUGAACUUGAUAUGGAUCGACGCAGAGCAUCUUGAAGAUGCAACACUGCAGAGCGACCCUACGACAUAUCAUAGAGCCUGGUCACAGCUUACCAUUGCAUCUGGUUGUAUCUGCCCUGGUGGGUUCGGUAGUCGAGGGGUGCCGGGGAUGGUGAAAGCAGCCAAGUGGGCUCGUGAGUGCAAAGUCCCCUACUUGGGCAUCUGUCUGGGUAUGCAGGUUGCUGUUAUUGAAGCCGCAAGGAACCUCUGCGGCUACGUGGACGCAACAUCGGAAGAGUUCGACCAGCAUGCGGAGCACCAAGUCAUCAUCUUCAUGCCGGAAGGCUCCAAGGAGAUCAUGGGGGCUACAAUGAGACUUGGUACGAAGGCAACCCAUUUCCAGCCUGGGAGCGAGUGGAGUAAACUUCGCGCCUUGUAUGGGGAUAACACCAUCAUGGAGGAGAGACAUCGACAUCGUUAUGAGGUUAACCCUGACUUCAUCAAAGAACUGGAACAGUCUGGGCUUAACUUCAUUGGUAAGGAUGAAACAGGUAGACGCAUGGAAGUGGUUGAACUAAAGGACCAUCCCUUCUUUGUUGGCGUCCAAGCACACCCGGAGUUUACCUCUCGUGUCCUCGCUCCGUCCCCUACGUACCUUGGGUUCGUGGCAGCUAGUAUAGGAUGUCUUGACGAAGUUAUUCGGGAUAUACGGCAGCAACGAGAGCUUUCUGAUAAGGCUCACUUUUAAUAAACUACCUAGAUAUAUAGAUAUACAGCUAUAGCUUAGGUUGUUUAUAGAGACUAGGGGAUAAUUGCAAUAUUAAAUUAUUUUAUAAUUUAUAAUCUGUCAUAUAGCCCUAGGCUAUAUAUACUUUAAGCUUGAU